AUGGAGCUGCUAGUGAUCUGUCUCUCUUUGUGGAUUCUGCAGUGCCACUCAGCGCGAGCGGACUCCAUCAUACACAUCGGUGCUAUUUUCGAGCAGAAUGCCAUACGGGACGAUGAAGUGUUCCAGCUUGCCAUUUCAGACUUGAGCUUGAAUGACGACAUCCUACAGAGCGAGAGGAUCACCCAUUCCAUCAAACUCAUCGAACCUAACAAUCCUUUUCAAGCGGUGCAAGAAGCCUGUGAAUUGAUGAACCAGGGUAUUCUGGCUUUGGUAUCGUCCACUGGCUGCGCUGCUGCUAAUGCUCUGCAGUCCCUGACGGAUGCCAUGCACAUUCCCCACCUGUUUGUCCAGCGGCAGGGUGAUGGUACCCCACGCACAGAAUGUCAGCUUAACCCCAGUCCUGACGGAGAACGCUACACACUGGCCGCCCGGCCACCGGUACGCCUCAACGAUGUCAUGCUGACACUAGUCACAGAGCUACGGUGGCACAAGUUCAUUGUCUUCUAUGACAGUGAGUAUGAUAUCCGUGGUCUGAGGAGUUUUUUGGACAGGGCAUCUCGGCUUGGUUUGGACGUGUCUUUGCAGCAGGUGGACAGAAAUAUCAGCAAGGUUUUCUCAACCCUCUUCAGCACCAUGCGUACAGAGGAACUCAAUCGUUACCGGGAUACGCUCCGUCGGGCAAUCCUUCUGCUGAGUCCUCGUGCUGCCCAAGUCUUCAUCCACCAGGCAGUGGAAACUAAUCUGGCAUCCAAGGAUAGUCACUGGGUAUAUGCAAAUGAGGAGGUGAGUGACACAGAGAUUAUGGAGCUGGUCCACAGUGCUAUAGGUCGCAUGACUGUGAUCAGACAGAUCUUUCCGCUGUGGAGAGACACCAACAUCCGCUGUAUGAGGAACAACCACCGAAUCUCUUCCCUCCUCUGUGACCCACAGGAGGGUUAUCUACAGUCUCUAGAGGUGUCCAGUCUCUAUCUGUACGACAGUGUCCUGAUGUUGGCCAAUGCCUUCUACAGAAAGUUGGAGGACAGAAAGUGGCACAGUAUGGCCAGCCUUAACUGUAUGAGAAAAUCCACCAAGCCAUGGAAUGGAGGCUGGUCCAUGCUGGACACCAUACAGAAGGGACGGAUCUCAGGGCUCACUGGUUUGAUGGAUUUCCGAAAUGACGGGGCCAACUCCCAUGUGCAGUUUGAAAUCUUAGGAACAAGCUACAGUGAGACAUUUGGAAAAGAUGUCAAACGACUGGCAACGUGGGACUCCAGUCGUGGGUUGAACGGUAGUUUAAAAGAGAAUCGAGUGGAUAGUGGCAUGCUGGGAGUGACACUUAAAGUUGUAACUCUGUUGGAGGAGCCAUUUGUGAUGGUAGCUGAAAACAUUCUAGGACAACCUAAACGGUAUAAAGGUUUUUCCAUUGAUGUUCUAGAUGCUCUAGCCAAGUUAUUGGGCUUCAAGUAUGAGAUAUAUCAGGUGGCUGAUGGGAAAUAUGGUUCUCCUCUACCCAAUGGUUCUUGGAGUGGCAUGAUUGGAGAACUCAUCAGCAAGAGGGCAGACCUGGCUGUAUCUGCUAUAACCAUCACUCCAGAGCGGGAGAAUGUAGUGGAUUUCAGCAAGCGUUAUCUGGAUUACUCCAUUGGAAUCCUGAUGAGCAAAUCAAAGGAGAAGAUCAACAUUUUUUCUCUGCUGGCACCAUUUGACCUGGCAGUGUGGGCGUGUAUUGCAGCUGCCAUACCAGUGGUUGGGGUUAUGAUCUUCUUACUCCGACGCAUUCAGUGUGCACAUUCCCAGAAUCCACCUGGGCCCCAUCAGCCUGCUUCUGUCACUACAUCUCUCCAAAGUGCCAUCUGGAUUGUCUAUGGAGCCUUUGUUCAGCAAGGUGGUGAAUCCAUCAUGAGCUCCAUGGCUCUGCGGAUAGUCAUGGGAAGUUGGUGGCUCUUCACUCUCAUUGUCUGUUCUUCGUACACAGCGAACCUAGCAGCAUACCUUACUGUCUCCCGUAUGGACAAUGCUGUAAGGACUUUCCAGGACCUUGCCAAACAGACGGAUUUAACCUAUGGCACAGUCAGAGAGUCAGCAGUUUAUGAGUACUUCCGAGUAAAGGGCACCAACCCUCUGGAACAGGACAGUACCUUUGCAGAACUAUGGAGAACCAUCAAUAAGAACCAGGGCCAAGAGAACUCAGUGUCUAACCCUUCUGAAGGCAUCCAAAAGGCUAAGCAGGAUUUGUAUGCGUUUCUCUGGGACAUGGCAGUGGUGGAAUAUGCAGCACUGACAGAUGACGACUGCACGCUGACUGUAACAGGAAACAGCGUGAGCAGCAAAGGCUAUGGUCUAGCCCUUCAGCAUGGCAGCCCUUACAGAGACCUCUUCUCUCAGAAGAUUCUGGAGCUCCAGGAGAAGGGUGACUUGGACAUCUUGAAACAGAAGUGGUGGCCACGGAAAGGCCGUUGUGACCUUGACAGUCACGCUGAUCCACAGCCAGAGGGCCGGGCGCUGAGGCUGCACAGCUUCGCCGGCGUCUUCUGCAUCUUGGCCGCUGGACUGCUGUUGGCAUGCCUGGUGGCCGCCCUGGAGACCUGGUGGAGCAGCCAACGGUGCCGGCGAGCUCAGCCCAAAGAGGACAAAGAAGUGAAUCUGGAACAGGUACACCAGCGUUUAAGCAGCCUGUUGGACGAAGAUCUGGCACACAAACAGUUGCCGGGCCAGUCUCUGGAGAUUUCUGCCCUGGACAUAGGCAGUAUGCAUCCACGUCAAGGCUCCCAGGAAGCUGUGCGGGACUUCACACCAGGGGGCCUGUCUGUGACCACUUUCCUCCAGGAGGGUCCUGGGACAGGAGGCCGUGUCCCUGGCCGGAGUCUGCCCCUCCCACUCAGCAGUUCCACUCUGCCUCCCUCUAUUCGCUGCAAACACCGGGCCCCCAACGGAGGGCUGUUCCGCCAGAGCCCCGUAAAGACCCCCAUGCCUUUAGCCUACCAGUCAGUACCAGGAGGACCAAUCCCAGAAGCCAUUGAUCCCAGCCACGGGACCUCCAUCUGA
Chanos chanos (milkfish) is the source of this 3027-nucleotide messenger RNA. It is a transcript of the gene grid1a, whose product is annotated as glutamate receptor, ionotropic, delta 1a. Gene Ontology annotation, molecular function: ligand-gated monoatomic ion channel activity; signaling receptor activity. Gene Ontology annotation, cellular component: membrane. Lineage: Eukaryota; Metazoa; Chordata; Actinopteri; Gonorynchiformes; Chanidae. The record is from RefSeq and is a predicted model, not a curated record. The transcript is spliced from 16 exons. Gene Ontology annotation, biological process: monoatomic ion transport. The coding region runs from base 1 to 3027 and encodes 1008 amino acids.